AAUACUUAUGUUGUUUACAACGCUUAGUAAGGCAGUGUGGACUCAAGUGCGGGAGAGAUCGAAGGUCUAUCUAGUGACCGGCCUCCCUUACGCAACCAUGGCCAGCAAUGCUGAAUCCUGGAAAUCUGCUAGCUCUAUAUAUGACUUCACUUGUAAAGACAUAGAUGGAAAUGAUGUAUCUCUUGAAAAAUACAGAGGCCAUGUUGUUCUCAUCGUAAAUGUAGCCAGUAAAUGAGGGUUUACAGACAAGAACUACACUCAGCUACAAGAAUUGCACGCUAAGUAUGCUGAGAGUAAGGGCUUGAGGAUUCUUGGAUUUCCGUGUAACCAAUUCGGUGGACAGGAACCAGGAACAAAUGAAGAGAUAAAAGAAUUUGCUACAAAGAAUUAUGGAGUCCAGUUUGAUAUGUUUGCCAAGAUUGAUGUAAAUGGCAGCAAAGCUGACCCUCUGUUUAGCUACCUGAAGAAGAAGCAAAGUGGAACUUUUGGAAAUUUUAUCAAAUGGAAUUUUUCUAAGUUCCUUGUGAACAAAGAAGGAAUCCCGGUAAAGAGGUAUGCCCCAAAUGAUGAACCCAAUAAAGUUGCAUUGGAUUUUGACAAGUAUUGGUAGAAAUGAUGCAAAAAUCAAUUGAUGGAAACUCAACUUAGACAGUCAUUAAACAGUGGGAGUGGCAGGCAAAAUAUGCAUUUCAAUUAUCCAAUUACAGAAAAAAUUGGUGGAGGACAUCAGAAAAAAGUUGUCUCAUUGUUGUGAAGUAGUAUAGGAACCAAAAUUCCUUCGUGAGACAUGUUGUCAUAUUGUAACCUGACCUUAACCUUUCAUUGUUUAGAAUGAUUCUAUAGUAACACAGACUGUAUGACGACUUAUUCUGAAACUGUUCACAGUGGGAGAAGUCUGAGCUUUAACAAGCGUGCACCCUGUCUGAUGUUACCAUGGAGUUUUCUACCGCAUUCGAAGGUCAAGGUCUUGUUAUCUUAUAUCACCUGUUAAACAUGCAUUAUAAGUUAGUUUUAUGUUUAGUUGCUAUUCAGUUACUUUGUGCUAUUGAUUUUGUGAUUGAUGUACUGCCUAGUCAGAUGUAUCGCUGAAUAUCCAACUAAUUCGCAAGGCAAUCCAAUGUUAAUAUUGUAUUAUGUUUUGUUCUGUACUCUGUACAAGCCAAAGGUCUCUAGCAGUAGAUGUUGUGCAUUCCAUGUCCUAUCAGUUUGUUUGUAAAGCUUGAAGUAUAUUCCAUAAAAUUUUGUUGAAGUUAUUUCUGUGAGACUUAUCUCUUUAAAUAAAUAUAUAUUUACCUACAAUAUAUAAACCCUCAUAUAUGUCAUAUAUAAAGAAACAUAUCAAAGACGUUUUAUACAUUCUGUAUUAGGAUAUUCAUACCUGGUUAAAAAAUGGCUAAAAGUAUCAACAGAUAUCUCCCCCAUUUGUUAUAUUAUAGUAGUAAGUAUUUCUCAUCAGAAAUAAACUUGACAUAUUUACCUAGUAAUCAUUUAACAAUGUAACAGGUAUGGAAUAAAGUCUGCAUUUAAAUGGUAGAUAUCUCUUAACCUGGUACCUUGUACUCAGGUUAUACCAUACACACAAAGACAAAUAUUUUCUACAACAAACAUACAUGUUUACCGACUCACAUCGAAAGAGUGAAGUGUUGAACUCUGGGUAAUAAUGAUGUAUUACUAAUGUGACAUCAUUUUACUUUUGAAACGACCCUGAACUAAACAUUAUAAGUUUUCGUGGAAUGUUUUUAUUUGUAAUAAAUGGUACAUUUGAUAUGAAACAAUUUGUCCAGGAUUGCCCGUAGCUUCUCUAUUAAUAUACAUCUUUCACUAACUGUGCUUCCUGGAGACCAUCUUGAUGGCCAAUCCUGUUUUUGUUGUAUGUUUAAUGGUGCUUUGGUAGGUGUUCAAAGUAGUUUGUGCAUAUCUGUUCUUGUAGGAAAAUUACUGAUUUUUUUAUCUCUCAGUUUUAUUGUUUAAUAGAUUGUUUUAAAACGAUUGACAAUUAAUGUUUGUUUAUAUAAAAAUCUGUAUUUUAUAUGAAACAAUAGCCAACAAUCGAUUGUCAACAACCAACUUGUGAGCUUGCAUAAGAAAAUGUAUAACACGUUUUAACAAUUUGAUUUUUCAAACAUUUGAGAAAUAUAUAUUUGUAAAUCAUAAAAUUUCAGUUAUCUUCUGACAAUGGUGAAAUGUUUCAAUAUUAGGCUGCUUUUGUGUUAAAACAAACUGUACACAUAUUGAUGAUUGCUGUACAGAAAUUUUACUUCCUGUAUUAUUUUUUUUUUUUUUUUUGUGCGAGACUGAAAUUUUUUUCAAAAGAACAUCAAUUUGUUGGCAUUUAAUUUUAUGGAUUCAAAUUUGAUUUUGUGGAUAAAGAGCACUCACAUAAUCCACUUGUACGAAAAGUCCAUGUUAGUUUUUGACGAUCAUUUCAUGGUCAGAUGAAUUCAUGAAGAUAACGUGGAAUCAUCAGAAGUUAAAAUCCCCAAGAAAAUUAAUUAUCAUUCUGUAUUUUUUUUCUCAGCAACUCAAAGGCCUUUCUGAAAAUUUAAGUAGAAGACUUUUUCAUUAUAAAUGGUUAAUGAUUUGAUGUAUAAAUGACUAAUUUGUGUAUUUGACAGAGACAUCGGUAAUUCUCCAGUGAGGUGAUAUCCUGACUAGGAACAUGUAUGUCAUCUCAUAUUUGCAUUCCUUUGUAAAUCACAUCCAAACAAAUUGAUUGGGCUUAGUUACAUUUACUCUCAUAUUAGCACAUCACUAUUGAGAUCUUAUUGCCUGCUUUCUCCAGUAAAUCAUGGAUGUCUUUUUCAAUCAGUCUGGAUUUUUAGAUUCCAAAGAGACCAAUGUUCUUGCAGCAAUUUAAUAUCAGGAGAAAAAAUACUCAAAUACAAGUGAUGAUAUACUUUUAUUGGGCCAUGCAACAUAGCAUUUUUAUGUUGCUUGUUACAAUGUGAGACUUUCUGACAAAAGAUAUCUACGAGGCAUUGAGAAAUCUGUUCAGUUUACUAUAAAAUUCUAUAUAUGUUUACCUCAUAAGAUAUGUGUACUGAUACUCUAGAAAUUAUAAGUGGUUGUGAGGACUGAAGACUGCAACUUGAAAUUAAUGAUUUUAAUGUUUGAAUAGAAAACUUUAGUGAAAGAAAAUGAAAGAAUAUUACCAAUUAGUGUCUCUUCGCUUUUUCAAUUUUUUGAUAAGGUACCAGUUAUUUGUUUUUCAGAUUUUUCUGUUUUUGUUAUGAAUGAUUAGAUUCUUUUACACCAGUUACUCCAUGUAUGUGAUGCAGAUCAACUAACCAGAAUAAAACACCUAUUAAAAGCUGUAUUUUUAGCUUCAUUGUUACCUUGUCUUACAUAAACAUUUUGCUGUUAUCGGAUCCUAAUUAUGUUGACUUGUAUAAGGCAAUAUUACUAACAUAAACUACAAUGAAGUGACACAUGUAGAAGUAAGUGUAUCCAAGAGGGUUGAUUUUAAUAAUCAGUAUGUGUUUUUUGAAAAUUAACUUGACAAUUGAAAUUGACCAAUCAAUGACAGGAUAAACAGUAAUGAUACUAGUAACUGGUUACCAUGGUAGCACUUCUGAUAUGGUAUGUGACUUUGUUAGCUUUGGUGUCAUGGCAGGACAUUAUAAACUUCAGUAGAGCCUUUUAUUUAAAAAACCAGGUAAGAUAAUGACUUUGAGAACAGAGCAAAAUAACAAGACAAUCAAUGUGUUACCUAUUUUUUUUUUCUUAAUCAUGUAUCAGACCUACUCUCACCAUGGCAUGUAGCCAUAUCAGACUGGUGAUCAAGUUGAAAAGUGAGAUGAGUCCGUCCCUUAUCUGACCUUUGACCUGGACAAAGAGUGUCUGAGGGUUGAGUGAUGUCAGUCAUUUCAUGCAGUAUUCUAUAGCCAUGUAGUUGUUGAAUGUAAUAAGCACUAAUUUUAGAUACAGAUAGAAGUGAUGUUAUAAUGAAUAAAUUGAGAAAUUUA
Molecule: messenger RNA, 3965 nt
Organism: Ylistrum balloti
Lineage: Eukaryota; Metazoa; Mollusca; Bivalvia; Pectinida; Pectinidae
Product: glutathione peroxidase-like
Exons: 6
Biological process (GO): response to oxidative stress
Molecular function (GO): glutathione peroxidase activity
Source: RefSeq, a predicted model, not a curated record